This is a messenger RNA of Dentiscutata erythropus, 1026 nucleotides long. The record is from the annotation of a GenBank genome assembly. NCBI's taxonomy places the organism in Eukaryota, Fungi, Glomeromycota, Glomeromycetes, Diversisporales, Gigasporaceae.
AUGAAAGAGAAAUUCUUUAACGCUAAUUUUCCGAAAAGCGCUGAUGGUCGAGUUUUUCAUGUUGGAAUCAAACGAGGCGAAAUUGCGAAUAGGAUAAUUACUGUGGGUGAUCUAAAUAGAGCAAAAUUAUUUUUAAGAUUGCUGGACUCGGACACACCGAUAUUUCAACGAGAAAGUCAUCGAGGGUUUAUAACAAUCACUGGGAAGUAUAAAGGAGUCCCUAUUAGCAUUGUUGGAAUUGGGAUGGGUUUAUCAAUGAUGGACUUUUUCGUUCGCGAAACCAGAGCGGUAAUAGAUGGGACCAUGAUCAUAAUAAGGCUUGGGACAUGUGGCUCUAUUGGUAAUGCUAAUUCCGGCGAUGUAGUCAUAUCAGAAGGUUCUUUCGCGGUCACGAGAAAUUACAAUUAUCCAAUUUUUGAGAAUAAGAAGAUAAUUCAAGAUUAUGAAACAAAGACGAAAGAGCAGCCGUACAACAUAUCAAAAGUGUUCUAUGGAGACAAGGAGAUUUGCAGUUUGAUUCGAAAACAAUUAAUAAUUUCAGGAAUCCCUGGUAGUCAAAUAGUUCAAGGUCUAAAUGCUACAAGUGAUAGUUUUUAUUCUUCGCAAGGUAGAUAUGACGAAAAUUUCGAGGAUUACAAUAAAGGACUGAUCGAAUCUAUUCGUACUAAAUAUCCGGAAGCGGAAUCAUUUGAAAUGGAAACUUUCAUGCUUUAUUAUUUAGCCAAGUGUAGUACCGACGCCCCAUAUCGUAAAGUUAGUAAUGAAUUAAAAAAAGAGGGAAAACAAAAGACAAAAAUUAGUAACGAUACUUUAACGACCCAAAAAGGAUUUAAUUCAAGAAAUAGCAUAAGAGCAGCUGCAAUUAUGAUAGUAAUCUUGAAUCGUAACAAAAACGAAAUGAUCGAUCCUGAUAAAGUGAAUUAUUUAGAAAGAACUGUUGGAGAAGCUGUUUUGAAAGGUUUGUUAGAGAUUGAAUUGGAUGAAGAGCAUAUUGGAGAUGAUUGUGUUUGGAAUUUGAAAGUUUAA